AUGACCUGGUGCGCCCAGCGUGAUGAAACCAUACCACCGCUUACAAGUUGGUGCUUCUACUUUGUCCAUCCUGACUUCAUCCUCAAUGAGCUUGAUCUGAGUCGUUUUCAGCAUGAGAUACAGAAUGGUUACGGCGACCCUAUCCGAUGUGAGCUUUUCUACAUCCCUGGAGGUAGUAAUGCCGACUGUGCUCAGCACUAUCGCGAGGAACUCGAGGCUCGUGGUGAGGACUUCGCGCAGGUCCGAGAGGCCGAGAGGGCUAAAAAUGAUCCCGAAUAUGCAACUAUGCGAAAGCCCCGGAGAAAACUUCCUGGUCUGCCUGCAUCACAGAGGUACCCAGGGAAUACAUCCUACCACCACUUUGUCUGUGUGUACAAGAAUCCGACUUGGAUCCACGAUGGCGACGAAAUGGAAUUUGAUGUUGUUCAGUUCGAUCCAGCACUGGCAGAUGAGUAUUACGAGCCCGGGGAACGAACAAUUCCGCAGGACCCGUUCUUGAUAACACGGAUGUCAGCUAAGCAUAAAAUGGAGUAUCGACAGUACAAGGACCAAGGGGUAUGGCUGUGGUUUAUGGGGAAAAAGGUCUCCUGA
Molecule: messenger RNA, 591 nt
Organism: Fusarium graminearum PH-1
Lineage: Eukaryota; Fungi; Ascomycota; Sordariomycetes; Hypocreales; Nectriaceae
Exons: 1
Coding region: 1-591 (196 amino acids)
Source: RefSeq, a predicted model, not a curated record